Molecule: messenger RNA, 6915 nt
Organism: Leptopilina heterotoma
Lineage: Eukaryota; Metazoa; Arthropoda; Insecta; Hymenoptera; Figitidae
Gene: Ptp99A
Product: tyrosine-protein phosphatase 99A
Exons: 19
Coding region: 1633-5709 (1358 amino acids)
Biological process (GO): protein dephosphorylation
Molecular function (GO): protein tyrosine phosphatase activity; protein binding
Source: RefSeq, a predicted model, not a curated record
UCAAUUGAGUCUCCCAUUAAGCAAAUCAAUGGAAGGAGGAGGGGGAUUCCUUCGCAAUUGAAAAUAAUUCCGUUGCGGCCUCUCCCAGUGUCAGAAUUCAUUAAUAUUUAUAUCAGUAUUUGUAGUCGUGAAAUGAAAACAUUUACGAAAAAUAUUCAUUAGCAGAUUUCUUGAAGACUUUACUUUCUGUACUCUGCAUUUUUAUUGGUGGAUUUUUUUUUUUGAGAAUGAAAAUACGAUUUUGCUAAUUGGGUUUUAAGUUCAAAACUUGUAUAAUGGAGGAGGGGAAAUAAAAGAAAAAAGAAGGAAAGAAGGAAAUUAAGAAAGUAGAAAAUGAAGAAACGAGAAUAAGUUUGAUUUUAAAUCUGCGAAACAUUUUUCAGCGUCCAAAUAAGAAAGUUUGUUUCCCUCUUGUCGAUAACGAGGAUAAUAGCGGAAAAAAGUGAUUUCAAACGUGAAACGUUUAAUAAAAGUGACAAAUAAAAAAAAAGAAGAAAAAGAAGAGAGGGAGAAACUUUGGUGAAUGUGAGACGACUUUUCCCCAGGCUCUCCUUUCUUCUUUCACGAGUGAAAUUAGUCAUUCGCAACAAGUGUAUCGUAUCGUUGAUAUAACGACUCACCGAGAUCAGCGACUUUGCCGCGCAUGGAUAAUUAACCUAUAUGCACUUUCUCUCUUGUUUAUGCUCCCAUUUCCUGUUUCUCUCUUUCUUUCUCCUCUCACCACCCCCAAAGCACCCACGCUUGUAUCGUACAAUUGAAAAUCUCGUCCAUCGAUGAUAUUCCCAACAGGACAGCGCGAUUAAUUUCGCAAAAAGCUCCUCCCUCUCCUUCCCUCAAAUUUUCAAACCCAACCUCUGCUCAAUCGAAUCUCAUCAACUUUUAAUCAUGGAAAAGCCCUUUAAUACAUGCGGUAUCAUCAUUCAGGCAUGAUAUUCAGCAAAAGUUUUCGCGAUGAAUACAAAAAACUGAUUCAAAUGGUUCUAAAUAAGAAUACACUGUUGAAUAGAGUUGGUUUUAUUAUCCAAAUGUCAUUAGGAAUUUGCUUCUAAUACACGUGGGAAUUUUUUUGUGCCUCUUUUUUGUUCCUUUCUCGAUGUGGAAAAAGAAGAAAAAUUUGUGCGGUUUCUGAUUGAAGAAAACUUCUAUAGUCAAAUUUUGCCAAUUUCAAAGGAAGACUUUUCUCUAGGAAAAUAGAAUUGUUUUCUUUCCCAGAGGAAAAGUGUUUAGAAAAGUGUUUUUUCCGAAAAUCUGUAUAUUAAUGAAUUAAAUGUGAAAGAAGAAGAGAUCGGUGAUUGGACCGAGAAAUUAAAUUUAAGUGCAGUUUUGUUUUUAUAACAGUUUGUGGGUUUUAAUAAAGAGACUGUGUUUGGACUUGUUAAAAAUUGAAAUUGGGAAGAAGGGACCUAGUUGUUGUUUGAAAAGGGACAAUUAGCGUGAGACUUUGAAACAAUAGUGUGAGUGCAAAUGAAUUCGGUGAAUAAUGUGAGCCACAUUGGUCGGAACCUUGUGCUUCCUGACUUGGGCAAGCAAACGCAAAUGUACAGCCGUGCAUUCGUUCAUUUAAAUACGUUAGAAUGUGAGGCACUCUACCGGAAGAACCCUCACACGUCGAAUCGGUGUUGAUAAAAUUAAAUGAUGGUUCACGUUUCACGUCGACGAGAGUGUAAUAAAACUUCCGUCAGCAUGGAUGCCUGUAAACAUAGAGGGAUUAUCUAUGCUUAUUUCGUCUGGUUAAUCAUCGACACCGUUGCUGCCGGUCGUAUUUUCGAUGUAACGAAUCCACCGAUAAGAGACAUCAUUGUCGAGGCGGGAAAAAACGUGACAUUAGAUUGUCCCGGUGUGACGGAACAGUCUCUCAUAUCAACAUUGGAAUGGCGUGCGAAUAGUGUGUUAAUAGUCGAAUACAGUAGUAGUAGUACAACGGUCUCAAAUCAUCGCGAUCGUGUUUCGUUUUUUCCGAAAAAUUUCACUCUACUCUUCCAUCCAGUGGCAUCGACUGACAGCGGCGACUACCAAUGUAUUGUAAACAACCGCAAAACACCGGAAACUAUAUUGAGAAUCAUCGUACAAGACGUACCGGAUGCACCUGAACGUCCAAUGGUGAAAUCGUUUACCUCCCGUUCAGUUGAACUCUCCUGGGCUCCAAGCGCAAAUUUUCACAACAAUCCGAUUUCACAUUAUGUCGUUUAUGUCCGAGUUGGAGAGCCUGGCGACUGGGACGAGCAAAAUUGGAUAAAAACUCCAGACGACAACACAACCUACACCAUAAAAAAUUUAACGCCCUACACUGUUUAUAGUUUUCGAGUAUCAGCCGUCAACGCAAAAGGUCGCAGCAAACCAAGUCGUGAGACUUACUACAUAUUCACCCUGCGUGAAGUUCCUGAAGGAAAACCUACAAUUACCUUGGCCCAUAAUACAUCAGCCUCGUCGAUAUUUAUCGCGUGGAAACCACCAAAUCACGAUACGAUCCAUGGUGAAUUUCUCGGAUACAGAAUUUCUUAUCGGCCACGAAGCAACAAAGGCUACGAAGAUAUAGAGGAGAAGGAGAUUUACAUCCGUGAUCCCACCAUUGAGAGCCACACCAUCCACAACUUGGAAACAUACACCCAGUACUUAGUUUCUUUAGAAGUUUUCAAUCCAGAAGGUCGAGGCCCACCAACUUCGGUUACUGUCACCACAGACGAAGGGGUUCCGAGUAAACCGCUAGAUCUUAUUGCACGUGGAAUUACAUCCUUCACCAUAGAUUUAUCGUGGUCCAAACCUGAGCACGCGAAUGGGGUCAUAACAGGCUAUCGAAUUUACUACAUGCAUUCCAAUUUUACUGAUGUUAAAACGCACAAAAUUGCCGAUGAAGAUCCGAAGAGCAUCGAUUUCACCCUCGACGAACUUCUUCCUUUCACCGAAUACAAUAUAUGGGUUAAAGCCUUCACGUGGAAAAAUGAGGGUGAACCAUCGGAUCAUAUUAUGCAAAAAACUGAUAUUGCUGGACCAAUUUCUCCUGUUAUUCUUAAUCUCACUUGCCAAUCGGAGGAUGCAAUUUAUGUGCAUUGGGCACGUCCUGCUACCUAUUGGAAUUCCGUCGAUUAUUAUUACAUAAAUUAUCGUGCUGAAAAUGCAAGGGAUAAUGAUGAAAUUGAACUUUCAACUGCCACGAAUUAUCUCGAGAGCGGGACGACAAUCACAAAUCUGACGAUGAACGCAAUUUACGAGGUCACUGUACAAGGAGCGACUAGAAGUGUGAUAAAUCCCUCGGACAUUAUUCGUGGGGAAAGUACUUUGGCAAGAAAAGUCCUUCUUGCUCGCGAUUGUGACAAAAGUCCACCAUUGAUGAGACGAAGCAGCAAAGAAUUAAGCGCUGGCGUUAUUGCCGGAAUGGUUUGCGCCUGUUUUGCCGUGAUGCUGGCAAUUACAUCUUUUAUUCUCUGGAGGCCAUGUGGUAGGCCCGUUUUCAGAAAGUGUUUUCACACCGCCUAUUACUAUUUGGAUUAUCCACCGAGGAAUGUUCCGACACUACAGGAAUGGGAGAAUAGCGAACAGGAUGGCGAGAGAACAGCAGUGGCGGUUCAACAUUUUGCUCAACAUGUUGCCUCGUUACAUGCCGAUGGCGACAUUGGCUUCAGCAAGGAAUAUGAUGUCAUCCAAUCUGACACUGGCGACUACACUGUCGAAAAUUCCCAGUUUGCUGAAAAUAAAGCAAAAAAUAGAUACCUCAAUAUUCUCGCUUAUGAUCACAGCCGAGUUCAAUUGUUGUCAUGUGGAGGUGGACCUCCGAAAAAGGGUCAGGAUUAUGUUAACGCGAAUUAUAUUGAUGGUUGGCAACGAGCUCGUGCGUACAUCGGUACUCAAGGUCCUUUGCCUCCAACGUUCGACGGCUUUUGGCGUAUGGUGUGGGAGCAACGAGUGUCCAUCAUCGUGAUGAUAACUAAUUUAGUCGAGCGCGGUCGUAGAAAAUGCGACAUGUAUUGGCCUAAAGAGGGAACGGAGACCUACGGUUACAUUCAAGUUAGUUUGGCGAAAGAGGACGUCAUGGCGACUUACACGAUCCGCACCUUGCAAAUUCGUCAUCUAAAGCAGAUUAAGAAAAAGAAGAACGGAAACAACAUGGCCGAGAGAACAGUACUUCAGUAUCAUUAUACUGGAUGGCCGGAUCAUGGAGUUCCUGAUCAUCCUCUCCCAGUACUCAAUUUCAUUUGUAAAUCGUCAAACGCCAAUCCACCAGACGCUGGACCAAUUAUUGUCCAUUGCAGUGCUGGCGUGGGUCGCACCGGAACUUACAUUGUGAUUGACGCAAUGCUUCGGCAGGCGAAAAGUAAAGGCGAAAUUAAUGUCUACGGAUUUUUGAAACACAUUCGUACACAGAGAAAUUUUCUCGUUCAAACUGAGGAGCAAUAUAUUUUCAUUCACGACGCUCUUCAAGAGGCAAUCGAGAGCGGCGAAACAAAUAUAGAAGUUAAUAAUUUAGCGAAACACGUGCAAGAUAUGCUGUGCUCUUCGAAUAAUAAAACUAAUCCCUGGAAUAAUUUGGAAGCACAAUAUAAACUUGUAUCGUCUUGGAAACCAAAGGACUUUAAUUUAGUGUCUGCGACGAAGUCGUGUAAUAUUCAUAAAAAUAGAAAUAUGGAAAUUAUUCCUAUUGAAAAUGCUCGCGUUCAUCUUACACCGAAACCUGGCGUCGACGGUAGCGAUUAUAUUAACGGAACGUGGGUUGCUGGUUUCCACCGGAAUCGUGAAUUUAUUAUCACUCAACAUCCCUUGGAGGACACGAUAAUGGAAUUUUGGCAAAUGAUGUGGGACCACAAUGCGCAGACUAUAGUCAUGUUGACGCAAUGCGACGAGGAAUACCCUGAAUUCUGGCCUAUCGAGGGAAAGGAUUUGGAGUCGGAGACAUUUAGAGUGAGAUUGUGUGGAAUUAAGGAGACAGUGAGCGGAGUAGUAUUACGAGAAGUUGCAGUGCGUUCACUGCAGGAUGACUAUGAGCUAAGUGCCAAAAUUGUCCAAGGACCUCUAAAUCAAGGCGGUCCUUGGCCUCAUCAUAACAAUCCGAAAGCUUUUGUCAGCGUCAUUCAAGAUUUUCACAGAGAUUAUCAAAAUGGACCCAUCGUCGUUAUGGAUAGGUUCGGUGGUAUUGAAGCUGGUCUGUUUAUUUUACUUACAACACUCACAAAACAAAUUGAGUUUGAACAGAGCGCAGAUGUUUACAUGUUUUCCAAACUUUUGUAUAUGAAGAGGCCUGGUAUUUUUAGGUCUUUGGAGGAUUACGUUCUGUUGUAUCAGUGCCUUGAGUCAAUGUUAACGUCGGAACCGCGAGUUGAGCCCGAUCUCUACACAAUGGCAAAUGGUCAUGUGACCGGAGUAAAUGAAACAAACGACAUUAGCUCGUUAGUUAUUGAUCCAAAAUUCAUUCCAAGAAAAUUUCAAGUCUAUCGAAAACACGUGCCAGUGGACCAAAAUGGUGAAUAUAUUCCUGAUUAUUCAAUUCCAAUUCAUCUAAGUCACACGAACGAUCAUGGCUGUCCAACGAAUGACGCUUGCUUAGUUCAAAGUGAUCAUGUGCUCACCGAAAGUGCAUCGAUGCAAUUGUGCAAUGCAAAUUUCACGAGUCAUCCAGGCGCGCCAAUCACCAUCGACGUUAAUGGAUGUGUCACUAAUGGCAAUAUGCGAGUGCCACCCGAAGGAAUGGAGGCCCAAUGCAUGAUGGCACCACAAUGAUGGAAUCCAAACUCCUUGCUUGCUAUCCAAAUUAAUUCGGACAGUUCAGAGCAAAGAGUUUGUCUCUAAUCAUUUUUUAUUCUUCUCUACUACCCCUUUUUUUGCCAAACAAAAAUUUAGUGUUAAAAACACUGAAAUGGUGGGAAAAAAGAAAAAACUUUGAAGAGAGUGAAUAUAAAAUAGUGAAAAUAUUUCUGACUCUUUCGAUAAACGAAUGACAUUUUUAAAAUGCGAUCCUCGUUUGAAUGAUGAAUUUUCAUUCGAAUAGGGGUUUUUAUUGUAUAUAUAAAGUUUGAUAUAAUAAUCGAACUAGAUUUUUUUUUUUUUUUUGACCGAAACGUCUUUCUUUUUUACUCAGCGAUUAAUCUCGCGUAUAUUACUUACGAAAAUAAGAGAUUAGAGCGUAAUGUGGUAUCGUUUCCUAGUCCAGACAGAGAACAAAAAGAAAAACAUUUUUAUUCACUGCGAAGAAAAGAAAAAGAUGAAAUCGUUUGUAAAUAUUCGUACGGACCAUCCGACAGAUCUAGUUGCCAAAGAAUUAGGAAAUAAAUAAAUUUUAAGGCGUGAGGCGUAAAACUCGAAUUCGGAUAGGAGGAGGGGAAAUUUAAAUUAACUCAUUUUUUUCCAAAAGGCUCUACAUUUUUUUAGUGGGUCUUUUUUCACACAGUGCGCGAAAUUGCAUUUUUCAAUCUAUGACACUUUUUAUCUUUUUUUCCCCCAUCUAUUUAUAUAUUUUUUUCCUCAUAAAAUUGCUAAUUUUUUUCCAUAAAUUAAAGAAAAAUAUUAAAAUUUCUUCAACUUUAUAACGAAACUUUUCCUAUCCUUCUGAAUUUUCUUUUACGUCAAAAUUAUUAAAGAAAUUUCUUCAAAUCGGUAUUAAAUUAAAUUUUUAAAUUGAAUUGUAUUUAUUUUAUAAGUAGGAAUUUUAUAUUUUCGAUAAUUGUUCUGUUUACGAAAAAACGAAAAAAAAAUUACAAAAAAAAACGUUAUUUGAUCAAUGCUUAUUUUUAAAUCGCGUUUUCUUACAACGAGAAAUCAAGGCUCGUGUUUUUUUUAAUUCUCGAGGUACAUGUAAACUCACAAAUUCAUUUACCUUUUUUAUCUCAUUGAUCAUUCCUUGUUUUUUGAAAAACAAAAAUUUUAUACAAUUUUUGUAUUUGCGUUAUAAAAUUCUCUGUAUUAUAUUUAUAAAUAAGUUUCCAUUCG